Messenger RNA from Equus caballus (horse), 1541 nucleotides. The record is from RefSeq and is a predicted model, not a curated record. NCBI's taxonomy places the organism in Eukaryota, Metazoa, Chordata, Mammalia, Perissodactyla, Equidae.
AUGGCAAUGAUGUGCGAGACCUGCUUGAAUGGAGGGACACUGAGUGAAGAGGGCUGUAAAUGCCCCCCUGGCUUCGGAGGACAUCAGUGCCAGAACAGGGUUCCAAUCUGCUGGAACAAUGGCACCUGGGAUGGGCUCAAGUGUGUGUGCACCAGCCCCUACUAUGGGACGAGUUGUGAGGAGGUGGUCUCAAGCCUUGACAUAGAAUCUCCGCCAGAGACCGUCUCUGCCCAGGUGGAACUGACCGUGACAGUGACCAAUAUAGGGUUCUCUGAAGAGCUAAAAGACUGGUCUUCUCAGGAAUUCCAGGAUUUCAACGAUACAUUCACAAAACAGAUGGAAAUUGUUUAUUCCGGAAUCCCUGAAUAUGAAGGGGUCAACAUCACAAAGCUGAGUCCUGGCAGUGUGAAGGUGGAGCAUGAUGUCAUCCUGAAGGCCAACUUCACCCCAGAUUACAAGGACGUUUUGGAUAAGGCCAUCCAGGACGUGGAGUCAAAAAUCAAGACUACAACUCAAGAACAAAUAAGCACAAAUAAUACCUGCGAAACCUUACUGUGUUUCAACGAGACUGCCACCAGGGUGCAAAACAUUUCAGUUACCCAGUACGACCCUGAAGAGGAGUGCCGGGAGAAGGCCGGGCAAGACUUCGCUGAGUACUUCUAUGUGGAGUACGACGACAACGGGAAACCAAACUGCAUCAGCCGUUGCGAGCCGAACUUCAACAGGUCCCUCAACUGCAACCACGGGACGUGCCAGCUGGACCGCAGCGGCCCUCGGUGCUACUGCCUGAUCACAGACACUGAAUGGUACAGCGGGGAGACGUGUGAAUUCAGCACCAAGAAGAGCCUGGUGUACGGGCUCCUCGGGGCGGUGGGCGCAGUGGUGCUGAUCAUCCUCGCCAUCCUCCUGAUGUUCAUCUUCCGCUCCAGAAGGCAGGUGGAAAGGCAAAAGUCCAAAGUGGCUCAGUUGUACAAGUGGCAUGAAGAGGAUGGUGGGCCAGCCCCUGGGACCUUCCAGAACAUUGGCUUUGACAUCUGUGAAGAACAAGAGAACUAUAUCCGCCUUGACUCCAUCUAUAGUAACUUCCAGCCCGCCCUGGGCCACAUAGACUCUGAAACAAAGAUCAGAAUUAAGAGGCCUCAGGUGAUCAUGACAUCGAUUUAAGGCAAAGAGUUUCGCACGGAACUCUGGGGUCUGGAAGUGAGUUCGACUAAGCUUGGUGGAGCAUUUCCCCAUCACGAGCAUUCCACGGGAACUGAUGAGAAACAACACCUACCAGCACUUACCUAGGAGGAAAAGGAGAGAGACCACAGUGCUGGGGAACGCUCAAAUAAAAGCACCGUGGAAGCUCCUGUGGGCUUGCCAUGAUCUCAGGCGAGGUCCUCCCGCUCAUUCCAGGGAGAUUCUUCCUCCCGACGGCCCUGCUUCAGCACCAAGGACAGCGCCCGAAUCAACUCGUUUACCCGGAGAGAUUGCUUACACUGGACUGAACUUGAUACAAAAUGCUUUUGCAAGAUUUAUUGCAUCUCAUCUUCAUGACA